Eurypyga helias (sunbittern) is the source of this 1412-nucleotide messenger RNA. It is a transcript of the gene DEAF1, whose product is annotated as DEAF1 transcription factor. Gene Ontology annotation, cellular component: nucleus. Gene Ontology annotation, biological process: regulation of transcription by RNA polymerase II. The transcript has 11 exons. The record is from RefSeq and is a predicted model, not a curated record. Lineage: Eukaryota; Metazoa; Chordata; Aves; Eurypygiformes; Eurypygidae. The annotation marks the transcript as partial. Gene Ontology annotation, molecular function: DNA binding; DNA-binding transcription factor activity, RNA polymerase II-specific.
AAGUCACCACAGUGACAGUAGCCAACGUCGGGGCCUCCGCAGACAAUGUUUUCACUACGUCUGUGGCAAAUGCAGCUUCAAUUUCAGGACACGUGCUGUCUGGGAGAACGGCCCUCCAGAUUGGGGACAGCCUGAACACUGAAAAAGCCACUCUCAUCGUGGUACACACAGAUGGCAGCAUCGUAGAAACCACAGGGUUGAAGGGGCCAUCAGCACCUCUCACACCAGGACCGCAAUCUCCUCCUACCCCUUUAACAUCCGUCCAAGAAAAAGCUGGAACCAAGUAUAACUGGGACCCGUCUGUGUAUGAGAACGAGCUCCCGGUGAGGUGCCGGAAUAUCAGCGGCAUUCUGUAUAAAAACAGACUCGGCUCAGGAGGCCGUGGAAGGUGCAUUAAGCAGGGGGACAACUGGUACAGCCCCACUGAAUUUGAAGCUAUGGCGGGACGAGCCAGCAGCAAAGACUGGAAGAGGAGCAUCCGCUAUGCCGGGAGGCCGCUGCAGUGCCUCAUUCACGAUGGGAUUUUAAAUCCUCACGCUGCCUCUUGCACUUGUGCUGCUUGCUGCGACGACAUGACUCUGAGCGGCCCUGUACGACUCUUUGUCCCGUAUAAAAGGCGGAAAAAAGAAAACGAAAUACCUGCGACUCCCGCGAAGAAGGAUUGCCCCAAAAACAUCACCCUGCUUCCCGCCACGGCUGCUACUACCUUCACCGUGACUCCUUCUGGACAGAUCACUACCUCCGGUGCUCUGACAUUUGACCGUGCAUCGACCGUGGAAGCCACAGCGAUUAUCUCGGAAAGUCCGUCCCAGGGCGACGUUUUCACGGGAGCUGCUGUUCAGGAUACCAGUGUCCAGCAGCCUUGCCGUGUCAGUCACCCGGAACCUCACUACCCCAGCUACCAGGACAACUGUCAGAUCUCCCCUUUUCCUGAAGCUGCGCUGCCAACAUCUCAUCCCAAAAUCGUGUUAACCUCGCUCCCCGCCCUGGCAGUGCCCCCCACCACCCCCACCAAAGCCAUAUCCCCUUCGGUGGUGAACGGGCUGGAAGUGACGGAGCAGCGGAGCUGGCUGUACUUGGAAGAGAUGGUCAACUCGCUGCUCAACACCGCCCAGCAGCUGAAGACUCUCAUCGAACAGGCCAAGCAGGCCAGCUCCUCCUUCCGCGAGGCCGCUAUCACCCAAGCCAAAAUCCAGGCUGACGUGGAGAGGAAAGAGCAAUCCUGUGUCAACUGCGGUCGUGAGGCAACGAACGAGUGCACGGGAUGCCAUAAAGUCAACUACUGCUCCACUUUCUGCCAGCGGAAGGACUGGAAGGACCACCAGCACAUCUGCGGGCAGUCGGCCACGGUGACGGUGCAAGCCGACGAGGUGCACGUCGCGGAGAGCGUGAUGGAGAAGGUCACCGUCUGA